AUUAUGAAUACGACUAAAAGUGAUAGAAUUUGUGAAAUUUGCAAAAGGGAAGCUGGAAUUUAUUCAUGUCCUAGGUGUAAUCGGAGGUUCUGCUCAUCAAAUUGUUAUAAAUGUCCGGAUCAUGAAAUGUGCAGUGAGUCGUUUUAUCGUGAAUGGGUGGAAGAAUCUUUGAAAAACGAAAAUUUUGAUCGUUUGGAAAGAGAAAAUAUGUUGCAGAUUUUAAAGCGAUCUGCUGAUGCCUGUGAGGAGGAAAUUGUACCCGAACUUUCAAUCGAAGAUAGAUUUGCUAAUCUCGAUAUUAAUUCUGCUGAUGAAGAAGCAAUAUGGGAUUGUCUUAAUGAUGAAGAGAAAAAAAAUUUCAAGUUGUUUGUUGAAGACGAAAAGAAUAUCGAGACAUUAAUACCAGUAAAACAACCGUGGUGGACUGUUACAAUGAUCAACCUCGUAACUGAAUUAGAUGCUGAUAAAUAUGAUGAAAACGAUCAUACUUCACCGCGGCCUCAUUUUCCGUUAAACAUUCAGAAACUUUCCGAUUUAACGUCAGUUAAGCCGUCCGAGAGCAUUCAGUAUAAUUUGGUGAACAUUCUAUAUGCCUACUGUUUUUUAUACAGGUUUUAUAACUGUGAUCUGCGAGACUUUCUAGAGGAGGUUGUAGGCGAAAUAUUUGAACUGAGUCCAGCUUUAAUGGAACAUAACUAUUGCAGUUUAGUCGAAUGUGUUCAGGAUUCCAUUAGGCUUAUUUCAAGCCAUCAUUCAGAUGUUCCUGUUGAUUUUGUGAAAAGCAUUGUGAAUGAUGUUUGUUCAAUAAUGAAAGGCCCCGAUAAUGCGAAAAGUUCAACUUUCGUUCUUUGUGCUUUACAUGAUGUAAAAUUAUUAAUUUUUGAGCUGAAAUUUGCUUACAAAGAACAUGAUAAAAGGGACAAAACAUGUAAAAAGAAAUUGAAUCUGGCGAUUAAAAAAAUGGAUUUUUUAAUGAGCUGGUGUUUAGAUAAUGACUCUGCCAUGUCUGAUAUUGCGUCGGAUCUUGUACUGCUAAUGCUUCCAGACAUGGUUUCGGAUUCACAAAAUGAAAGUGCCUCCCAUAUGGAAAGUAAUGACCUGGUUAAAACUAGACCGUUAAUUGAAGAGAUAGAAUAA
Molecule: messenger RNA, 1137 nt
Organism: Uloborus diversus
Lineage: Eukaryota; Metazoa; Arthropoda; Arachnida; Araneae; Uloboridae
Product: zinc finger HIT domain-containing protein 2-like
Exons: 1
Coding region: 4-1137 (377 amino acids)
Source: RefSeq, a predicted model, not a curated record